AAUUAUAUUCCCUUAAUCAGCAACCACUGAGAGAAAAAGUGAAGCAGAGAGUGUUGCAGAGAACAGAGUAAUACCCAUAAUAAAUUUCACAACCUCCUAGCAAACCCACCACCACCACCCAUUUCCCCCAAUUUCACACUCCAACCCUAGAAAUAAAAAACCCCCCAAAAGAAGAAUCACUAAAUGGGUUCAAUCCAAAAACCCUAGAAACUCCAAAGCAAAACAGACAAAUCACAAAGAGUUUCAGCUCAAACCCAGAUCGAGAAUGGCCUCAAUUUCAACUUCCAGGUACUUCGCAGCCCUUUCUCUACUCAUUCUCUUUUUCAAAACCGUAUCUUCAGACUCCAAUUCGACCUUUGAUUUCAAAAAUUUCGCUGAAAAUUCCAAGUUUGAGCUCCAACUUGCUCUGUAUGGCGAUGCCAAGGUCGUCAAUGGCGGUUCGUUCGUACAAAUUACUGGGUCGUCCUCGUCGAGCUUGAGUGCUGGGCGAGUCUUUUACAGGAAACCCAUCAAGCUUGUUGAUGGAAACCCUAGAGAAAUUGUGUCCUUUUCGACUUAUUUCUCGUUUUCAAUUUCGCCUGAAAGUGGGGAUGGUUUAGCUUUUGAUAUGGUUCCAAUUGGGUUUCCUUUGAAUGUCUUUGAUAAUGGUUCAUUUGGGUUGUUGGAUGAUCAAAAAUUUAGGACUCUUGUUGUUGAAUUUGAUACAUUGAUGGAUAACAAGUAUGGUGAUUUGAAUGCCAAUCAUGUUGGGAUUGAUAUUGACGGUCUUGUUUCACUUAAAGUGAGCAAUGUUUCUUCUAUCAAUUUGGUGCUGAAUAGUGGUGAGAAAUUGCAAAGUUGGAUAGAUUACGAAGCGGGCUCAAAGCGAUUAGAAGUUAGGUUGAGUAAACUAGGCGAAUUUAGGCCGGUUGUCCCAUUGAUUUCAUUCCCAAUUGACUUGUCAUUGAUGUGGAAAGAGCAAGAGGUGUUUGUGGGGUUAAGCUCAUCGAAUGUGAAUUCGUCGCAAACUUGCAAUGUGUAUUCAUGGAGUUUUAGGCUAAGGCAAGUUCCGCAUUGGAUGCAUUCGCAACCUGUGGAUCCUAUGGCUUUCAACAACAAAACAAGAACUCUAACUGUCUGUAAGAGACGCUAUUGUCUUUCAAAAAUCCUUGCUGCACUGAUAUUUGUCAUUGCUUGUGGAGCCCUAGGGGCAUUCGUUGUGUUGUUUGUUUGGACCUUACUUGUCAAUAGGCGGCCAGUGGUGCCAGAAGAGUGUACUGCACAGCCUGUGGGAUUUGAAUAUGAAAAGUUCAAAGUAGUUGCGGAUAAAGCCAUCGAAGAUGGUAAGAAGUAGGUGUGUGACCUAGGGUUUAGUUUGAUGUUUUGCCGAUGUAAAUUUAUUUUCUUUUGGUACUUGUUUGUUUAGUGUUUGUUUUGUUGCUGUAAUUUGAUGAUCAAUCAUCUAAAUGUAGUUCUGUUAAAUACUAUUUCCUAAUGUUAUGAUCAUUGAGAUACAGCUUCAAAUUGAGGAUAUGAAAACUCUCUUUGAUAAAUAAUGGGUAUAUGGAAUGUUGUCUUGCUAGA
Molecule: messenger RNA, 1563 nt
Organism: Camellia sinensis
Lineage: Eukaryota; Viridiplantae; Streptophyta; Magnoliopsida; Ericales; Theaceae
Product: L-type lectin-domain containing receptor kinase VIII.1
Molecular function (GO): carbohydrate binding
Source: RefSeq, a predicted model, not a curated record